Molecule: messenger RNA, 438 nt
Organism: Soboliphyme baturini
Lineage: Eukaryota; Metazoa; Nematoda; Enoplea; Dioctophymatida; Soboliphymatidae
Source: the annotation of a GenBank genome assembly
AUGAGCAUGAUUGGAGGAAAUGACCCUUUCGACAUGUAUCGGCACUACAUUUUCCGACCUGCCAGCAAAGAAUGCACGGAAACCAGUUGCCAUCAGACGGCUGGCAUUCAGUUUUACGUCACCGAUAAUCGUGUGAUCUUGUUGGAUACUCAGCCGGUUUUGAGCAGCAGUGCUCUCGAUUACCUGCUGCAGAAUGAUCGUCGCUACAGCUAUGACUGGAGCACGUUCGAAAACCAUGUCGAAAUUGAGUCUCUACAAAUUGCGGCUUUCCUUUUUCAAGUUUGUCAUGUGGUUAUUGUACUAUUCGAUUGGUUCUUGGACGUAAGCCUGAUAAAUUUCCUUUAUACCGCUGAAAUGCUUAAGCCGAGUAUGCAUCUGUCUGAAGGUCCCGUGAACGUAGACUAUUACCCUCAUUUGAGUGAGUGCUUUGCAUUUUGA